Molecule: messenger RNA, 3804 nt
Organism: Scomber japonicus (chub mackerel)
Lineage: Eukaryota; Metazoa; Chordata; Actinopteri; Scombriformes; Scombridae
Exons: 3
Coding region: 675-2987 (770 amino acids)
Biological process (GO): regulation of transcription by RNA polymerase II
Source: RefSeq, a predicted model, not a curated record
ACACGGACGAGAUGGACUUAGCGAGCACUUUUCUCAUCAUAAACAAAGACGGAGAUUAUUUUUGACGCCACAGCCUACUAACGAUACGUGGAUUUAUAUUUCUAUCUUUGCCAGACUCACAUUUGUUUCGGGUAAAAAGGAAGAGUCUGUGUGCGGUGAGAGGAAUGGAUGCGACGGCUGAUUUCAUGCGACAUACACCGGCCAGCUAGGAAACCUCCACAUUCCCCUCUAAAGACCCACCUGAGUGCCCCUUAAACUGUCCAGUCUAUCUUUUGUGUGCUUUAGCUUGUGACUACAAUAUCUGCAAAGUCAUUUUAAUUAGUGGGGAAAACAUACAUCCAAGUGCCAGAGGACUGUGGCUAACAGCUAAGCUAACCAACGGAGCUAGCUGGAUUUCGCUGUUUAAUUUGAUUUCACCUUGUUGAAUACAGUCGUUUUUUAAAUCUUCUUUAAGUUGGAUUAAUACGUGUGUGUUGUUGCGUGUGUGUAUAUAGGCGCUGAUUACAAGCUUGAGCCUCUCUUAACUAUAGCUUGAUUUCUUUUUUUUAAAGGACAUAAAUCAUCUGACUUGUCACGUAUGGCUCGUUAGUAUCACGCUACUGCAGCUAAGUUAGCCGUCAGACACUUCUUGGCCUUUUUUUUAUUUAAGAAAUUUAACUCUCCAAAAGUAAAAGAUGCAUCAUCAGGACUUUCCUGGCGAUCCGCCCGGCACCGGGACUAGGAAACCCGCUUUCCACUACCGAAGGGGCAGCAGUGGUGCGUCUGCCUCCUCCUCAGCAGCCGGUGGAGGUGGAGGUGGAGGAGCUAACGUGGUGGACGACACUUCAACCCAGGCUGGGUCCUCUUCUCCGGGACUCCACCACCACCAGCAGCAGCAGCACCAGGCUCAAUCCCAAGUGUCUGGAGCUCAGGUGAAGAAGAAAAGUGGCUUCCAGAUAACGAGUGUCACCUCGGCUCAGAUUAACGUGAGUGGCAACAACAGUUUAGCUGAUGACACUGAGAGCUACGAUGAUAUGGAUGAGUCACACACUGAAGACCUCUCUUCCUCUGAGAUGCUGGAUGUUUCUGUGUCCAGGGCCACAGACACUGGUUUGCCAGAGAGAAGCUCCUCCGAUGAGACCUUAAACAGUCUUCAUGGGGUUGACACACCCGGCAUUGUGUCCCCCAACGAGCCUAUUCAUCCUCAUUCAAUCCCCCACGGCUCCCAGCAGCAUGCCUCCAUGGUAAACGGGACCGUGCAUCAAUACUUUUCCCAGCAGCACAGCCAGCCCCACCAUCAUCACUCUGACAGCUUGGGAGGAGGUGAGCCUCCAUUGCCAGCUCUCCCUGUCGCUCCCUUGGCUAGCUCCAGCCCAGCUAUGGCUUCCAAAGCUGGGACUAGUCAGUCAACCCAGUCACCAGCUAAUGUUGGUGGGGCAGCCACUGAUCUACAAGGUGGUGUGAACAUUUCUAAUGUGUCUGCUGUCCCUGCUUUUCCUCCCUCUGGGCCACCAGGGUUUGACAAUACAAGUGUGAGUGGGCAAGUAGCUCCUGCAGGAACAGGUCAGCCUGCUGCCGCUGCCCCCAGCACUCAACCCCAGCACACCCAAACUCAGACAGCCACCGGCUCUCGUUUCAGGGUGGUAAAACUAGACACUAACUCUGAGCCUUUCCGCAAAGGAAGAUGGACGUGUACAGAGUUUUAUGAAAAGGAAGUUCCACCUGCAACUACAUCAGAGGCUCCAAAAGUUGCAGAGGUUGCUGCAGAGACUGAGGCAGGUAACACUGGUAUUAGUCCAGGACCACCUGCUGUGCAACCACCUCACACGCUGCAGCCCUAUCAGCUGCCAAGCCAGGACUUCACUAGUCCACAGGCCAUGCAGAGCCCACCACAGGCACUAGCACAAACCACCCCGCUCACCUAUGUGUCACCGCAGGAGGUGGUGGGUGGAGCUCACGUUCAGAAACCAGUUGCUCCUGUCACUGUCCCUCCUGUAACGCCACAGGUGACAGCACAGGCCGGUGUGAAUCAGCCACUCCCUGUGAUGCCCCAGCAGUUACCCUAUGUUGGGCAACCCCAGGGAGGCUACCCUGCACCUCAGCUCCAUACAGGGGUAGUGGCCCAGGGUAGCAUCCGGCAGCCAGACUUUAUCCAGCCCACUGCUCCAUUCCAGACGCAGGUCCAGCCUCCGCUGCCGCACGUUACAACGGGGAUCGCUAUACCUCCAGGUCCCGGGGUCACAGCGCAGCCACCCCUUCAAGGUCAGGUGGUUCCAUCUGCUUUGACGUUUCCUCAACAGACCCUGCCAGCUCAGCCCCAACAACAUCACCCACAGCCCCAAGCCCAGCCCCCAUCCACUGCCCCAGUCCCAGGACCACCCAGCCACACGACCCCAUACAUGCCUCUGACUGCACUACAAGCUGACCUCCAGCCCAUCCUCACCCCAGGCGCGACCCUCACCCAGGGUGUCGGAAUGAGCUCCCUAAAAACCUCUCACCUGGAGGACGCCCAAAAGCUUCUGUUCCAGCACCCAACCCUGCUGGGUCUGCCCAAACUGGGUUCUGCUGAGGCCGUUGGCGCUGUGGGAAGCCUGGUGCACAUGGGGAUGUCAGCUGAGGCCAGCGCCUUCAUGGCUGUGGCUGCUGCAGGCCUCAGGACUCAGCAUGCUGAAGGAGACGAGGACAGCUCCUCUGGUGCAAGUGUGGUGGCCAUUGAUAACAAGAUUGAGCAAGCAAUGGACCUGGUGAAGAGUCACCUCAUGUACGCCGUGCGCGAGGAGGUGGAGGUGUUGAAAGAGCAGAUCAAAGAGCUGAUGGAGCGCAACACUCAACUGGAGCAGGAGAACAACCUGCUCAAGAACCUGGCCAGCCCUGAGCAGAUGGCUCAGUUCCAGGCUCAGGUCCAGACCGGCGGCUCCCCAACCGGCAACUCCCAGCCUCCGGUCCCGGGCUCGGUGGGAACAACACAAGCCCUCCCCCCUACACAGAACUCCGGCACAUCAGCGUAACCCGGAACUAGAAGAGCCACUUGAGGAUUAGAGAUGGAAGGAGGAUGAGGAGGAAGAAGGCUCGCCAUACUGUGAACUGACUCUAGCCGACUAUGCCACCGCCUCGAGGAGCACACACAACAAUCACCCGGAGAACGACAAACAACUUCAUUUUGUUGCACAUUUUUAUUUAACUCAGAAACUGUGGAGUUGCACCGGCGUGCGUGUGUCUAUUUUGUCUCCAACUUUUACCUGCUUAAGACAAUCGUUGUUGUCGUGGUAACGAGGGAAAGGACUGAGCUGACAGGCGACCCUGCAGCGGUGGAGGCCGCCGCCAUUGUUCAGGGCCCAUCCAAGGAGGGAGGAGCUAAAACGGGGCCCCACCAAUCAGGGGGGAGCUGCACGCUGCACGCUUUUGUCAGUGCUGUCGAAUCCCCUCAUCGUGUGACCCAUGGAAAAGUGUGCCAUCGUCUUGCCCUGCCCCGCUUCAACCCAGCGCUAUCCAUCUGCACACACUUUACUCUUCUUUCAUUUUUUUAGUGUUUUCAGAGCUGUGGUUAAUGCACUUUUCUUUUUUUCUUUUUUUUUUUUCGUCAGCCACAUCUUUCACAAAGACGACAGCGGACUUAACUUUUAAAAAGGACAAAACACAAGAUUUGCGCGCCCCAUCUGGAAUGGGGGAAACAAUUAGUCUGGGUUGAGGAGGGGGUUUAAAAUAUAAUGAAAUAUAUAUUAGCAGCGCCUCAUUGUUCACUUUGAGAACUUGAUGUUCCUUUUUCGAGGUUGACGUUGCUGUCCCCGCCCCUUAACGCGCGCUCUCCCCGUCUUCGAUGGAGCA